Molecule: messenger RNA, 3696 nt
Organism: Sphaeramia orbicularis (orbiculate cardinalfish)
Lineage: Eukaryota; Metazoa; Chordata; Actinopteri; Kurtiformes; Apogonidae
Gene: agpat5
Product: 1-acylglycerol-3-phosphate O-acyltransferase 5 (lysophosphatidic acid acyltransferase, epsilon)
Exons: 8
Coding region: 645-1742 (365 amino acids)
Biological process (GO): phosphatidylinositol acyl-chain remodeling
Cellular component (GO): endomembrane system; endoplasmic reticulum; mitochondrion
Molecular function (GO): acyltransferase activity
Source: RefSeq, a predicted model, not a curated record
ACGUAGGGAGGCGUGUGUGUGACAUUUGCUGCAAGAAGGUAGCGGUUAGUUUAUGAACAGCUAGCAAGAUUAGGGGAACUAGACAAGACUUUAUGAAAUAUUGUAUUUUUUAACAGCUCCGAACAGGCUUUGGAUUCAGUUUGUAACAGUAUCUUUAUUUAAAAAAACAUUUUAUUUCAGGAGAAGCGUUAUUAAAAACUUAUUGCAGCCGGGCACGUUAUUAGAUGCUAACGCGUUUUUCUAACUUAAAGUAAAUGUACGGAGUCCGGGUUGAGGUCGUGUUUUGCUUUGCUGUUCCGAGAUAAUGAUUCUAAUCAGAUAACGCCGGUUAAUUUAGUUUUUCUGCUGCGAUAUGGGCGGAUGUUAGCACUUAAGCGGUCUUGGCUAACUGGAUUGCACACAAGGUUAAAAUUAGCUUUAGCUGGCUAGCUCCUCGCCUCACUCUGCUCCCGCUGCAGCUUUUUCACUUUUCUUUCUUAUGCUGAGUUAUCGGGACAGGUGUGCUGAAAGUAGGCCAGGUGUGGUGUGGUACAGAUAGGGCGGUCUGUCGGGAACUUAAUCACAGUGUUUUGCAGAGUGUAGCACUUGGUCCUGCAGUCCAUUGCAGGGAUUUCAGGCACUUGAGUGAAGUCAGAGGUGGAAACAUGCUGCUCUCCCUGGUCGUGCACACAUACUCUUUACGGUACUGGUUUCCAGCUACGAUCAUGCUGGGGACAGCUCCAGCUUAUCUACUGUCCUGGGGGACUUGGCGUUUACUGUCAACUGUCCUACCAGCAAGAGUGUAUCACAAGUUGGACGACCAGCUGUACUGUAUCUACCAGAGCAUGGUCCUCUUCUUCUUCGAAAACUACACAGGAGUGGAGAUUAUUAUAUAUGGAGACAUACCAAAGAAAAAAGAGAAUGUGAUCUACCUUUCCAAUCAUCAGUGUACAGCGGACUGGAUCAUUGCUGACAUGCUAGCCAUCAGGCAGAACGCGUUGGGUCAUGUCCGAUACGUCCUCAAAGAUGGACUCAAGUGGCUCCCGCUGUAUGGAUGGUACUUCUCUCAACACGGGGGAAUCUACGUCAAACGAAGCACAAAGUUUAAUGAAAAGGCAAUGAAGAAGAAGCUCCUCAGGCAAACUGAAUCAGGAGCACCAAUGUACCUUGUCGUUUUCCCCGAAGGAACUCGGUAUAAUCCAGAGCUCAAGAAUGUUAUCGCUGACAGUCAGGCUUUCGCUGCAAAAGAAGGUCUGGCUGUUCUGAGGCACACUCUGACACCCAGAAUGAAAGCCUCUCACAUAGCCAUCGAGACCAUGAGGGGCCACCUGGACGCUGUGUACGACAUCACUGUAGCUUACGAGGGGACGCUGAACACCAACACUCACAGAAAACCUGCACCGUCAAUGCCAGAAUUCCUGUGCAAAGAAUGUCCCCGCGUCCACAUACACUUCGAACGUGUGGACAUAAAGGAAAUUCCUCCAGAGCCACUGUUUUUCCGCAGGUGGCUGCACGAGCGGUUCGAGAUCAAGGACCGGCUGCUGACGGAUUUUUACGAGUCACAGGAUGCAGACAAAAUAUGCAAGUUCCCAGGGGAGGGCAGACAUUCCCCGCUGAACUUCUCAAAAACCUUUCCAUCGGUGAUGAUCCUGGGAGGACUGACACUGCCAUUGCUGCUGACGGAGAGCGGCAGGAAACUGUACGUGAGAACCUGGGUGUACGGGACACUUCUGGGCUGGCUGUGGGUGAAUGUUUUUCCUUAACGAACAGGGCAGAGGCUGCCCCAAGGAGACGCACAAAAGACAUGGAGAGACUGUGCCAUUUCCCUGUAUCUCAACACGAGGUGUGUUGCAGAUCCAGAGCUGCAUCUGGUAAGAGGCUCAGAGUUUGUCCCACAUGUCUGGCUCACUGUUGACCUUGAGCCAAAAGCUGAACGGAUAUAGGGAGAAAUGUUAAGCUUUUUGUGCUACUUGUUCCCUCGCAGUAUUUGGAUUUGCAGCCUGAAAUAAUAAGAAAACACGACUGGUUUUAUGGAAAAGUAUUAGAUAUCCCAGAAAUACCCCCUAUCUCUACCAUUAAAAUGAAACAUAGCUAUAUACCUCUCUUAAAAAAUGCCCCUCAUCAAAUUUAGCCAAACUUGUAUUCUUGCAUGCUCACAUUUUCAUCAACCAUCGGCCACUUUAAAGUAUUCUAGAUAUUAUUUAAUUUGAGAUGAAAGAGUGAUGAAUACUCUUUAAACAAAGUAAUAACGACCAUGGUCAACCAUGUGAUUGACUUGCAUUACACCAGCCUACGUAUGUGGGUCAUUAAUUAUUGUUAAUUAAGUGCACUGACUCAUCUGUUGGUUGUAAUUUGUGUUAUUUAUGCCAAGUCCCAUGUCUGGAGGAUUAUGCACUUUGCUCAUGUAAAGCAAUGUUUUUUCUUUAAUAGAACAAAAUAAAUGCCAUGCAGUCCUCUAUUGAAGUUCAUAAGAAUGACACCAGCUACAUCGUCUACCAUUAAUAUUCAUAUUGACUUGACCUUAAUUCAUACCAAUGUGUGCGUAGCUGUAAAAAUACAUAAUUUUUGCUUAUGUAAGUACCUGCCUUCAUAUUUUUUUUUAAUGGAAAACAUCCAAGAAUGAGUGUUCUACUCGUAUUAUUGUCCUUUUAAAACAUACUGUUAUUUUUGAACACGUUACUGAGCUCAUAUAGAGGAGCGCAUGGAAAAAAUGCAAUGUUCUACUAACUUAAAAACAAGCUUUACCUUAAAACCUCAAUCAAUUGCCAAAACCUGAUGUGUUUUCCAUUGUUUCUAAAGUGUGUUAAUUACAGCAUUGCUUAUUCUAAACGCCAGCACUUAUGACGGCAAAGAAACUUCAUGUCUGCUUUUCUGUUUCUAAAGGUGUACUUUUUUGCUUUUAUUUUGUUUCUAAAUGUGUACUUUUUUUGCUUUUAUUUUGUUUCUGAAUGUGUAAUUUUUUUUUAAAAUAGUGGUUUCAUCACCGUUUGAGAUGUUUUAUAUGCAUUUGUUACUUUGAAUACCAUGUUACAGCUCACACUGAAGUAUCUACCUAGCAAAAAGCUGACAAAGCCAUGUUAACAGUUUCUCACAGGUUCCUGUGCACUCAAAGCCAUUUGUAUUAUAUACACCACUGUAUUGUUAAAUGCACUGUAUGUCCAUUGUUGUUUACUAUAACAAAACCAUUGCAUUUUCCACAAGUCACUUUACAUAUGAGUCUCGUCCUAUAGAGUUAGUCUAAGAUACUUUUUCUUCUUGUGAAUGGUAUAAUAAGUGUUUUUACAUGUCACUCCAAUACCUCACUUGAAAAAUCCUUCCUUGUUAUUCAACAACCCUCGUCAGCCAUUUUAUAGUCAUUUUUAUCCUGACAAGAUCUGGCUGUAACACAUCAGGAAACUCUAUGUAGACUGUAUUUAAAUGCCAACUGUUCCUGGAAAUGCGUGCCUUCUCUUUGGAGGAGUUGGUCCUCAUUCCUCACUCGGGGGGGACCACAGUGGUUCUUUUCCCACCAGGUGAUUGACUGCAUGGAGGCUCUGCUGGAGCUGCUGCUCACUGCAGCCUGUGGUCAAAUUGUCUACAGUUCAUAGUGGCUUAUUUUGCUCAAAGAAUGCAUUGAUUUACACUUUUUGAGGAUUAUUAUGAAAUGAUGAAACCUUUUAAUGUAUGUGAGAUUUGGGAAUGGGGAUCAGAGUGAAAUAAAGUGGUUUUCUUUGGGAA